Messenger RNA from Lycium barbarum (goji berry), 1593 nucleotides. RefSeq names its product putative late blight resistance protein homolog R1A-10. The coding region runs from base 1 to 1593 and encodes 530 amino acids. NCBI's taxonomy places the organism in Eukaryota, Viridiplantae, Streptophyta, Magnoliopsida, Solanales, Solanaceae. Gene Ontology annotation, molecular function: ADP binding. The record is from RefSeq and is a predicted model, not a curated record. The transcript has 4 exons. Gene Ontology annotation, biological process: defense response to other organism.
AUGGUCAGUUUUGAAAGAGAGACUGAAAUGCUGAUAGAGCAACUUGUGACAGGACCUCGGGAAUCAGAUUUGAUCUCAAUUUUUGGAAUGCCAGGACUAGGCAAAACAACUUUGGCUAAGAAAUUGUAUAAUCAUGAAGCCAUUUACAAUCGCUUCAAUAUUCGCUUGUGGUGUUGCUCUUCCCAAACUUAUGAUAAGAGAGCUCUCCUGUUUCAAUUAUUGGGUCACAUUUCUGAGCUUGAUGAUAGUACCAAAAAUAUGAGUAAUGAUGAACUAGCUGAGAAGCUAUACAAACAUCUGAAGAGAAAGAGGUACCUUGUUGUUGUGGAUAACGUGUGGAGUUCUGAGGCAUGGGAUGAUAUAAAGAGGCCUUUUCCAGAUGAUGAUAAGGGAAGUAGGAUUAUUUUGACAACCAGACUUGAAUCGAUUGCCACAUAUGCCAUGAUCUCAUCGAGUCCUCAUCACCUUUGUUUGUUCACAGAAGAAGAAAGUUGGAUGCUACUGAAGGAGAAGGUAUUCAGAGAAGGUGAUUGUCCCCAAGAACUCGAGGGGAUAGAGGACCAGAAAGUUCCAGUCAAAAAACUGAUAAGACUAUGGAUCGCGGAAAAUUUUGUUGAAGCCAGUACUACAUCGAAGAGCUUAGAGUUGGUUGCGAUGGAUUAUUUCAUGGAUUUAAUUAGCAGGAACCUAGUAAUGGUAGCAAAAACAAAUUCCUUAGGGGAGGUCAAAGCCGUACAUAUUCAUGAUUUAAUACACGAAUUCAGCCUGAUGAAAGCUAAAAGUGGAAACUUUUUGCUGAGGAUACAUAAUCAGUUUGUGAUUAUAUUUCCAUCUUCCCAAGGGAGGUCUGGACAUCUGAAUAUCGUAGAACCAACUUGUGCAGUUAGUUCUGGUCAAAAUAUCACCACAUUACGAUUCAGUUCCAGUGUAAAUUCUCCUUUGGUUGAUUUAGAUUUUACUAGAUCCUGGAAGCACCUGAGAGUAUUAGAUUUGAGUUCCGUAAACCUGCGUAAGACACUUGUAUAUGCAUUACAAUAUCUGAUUCAUUUGAAGUAUUUGGAGCUGCAACAACUCAAAUCUCUCAAGGUUGGUGUCUCUGAGCUUGUGCCAGCGUUAGAUCCUUAUGGUUUUGAGGACUUUACAUACCCAUCAAACCUCAAGAAAUUAACUUUGGUAAAUCUUAAGCUCUCCUGGAUUAAAAUUUCAACCAUUGGCAGAUUGUCCAACCUUGAAGUUCUGAAAUUAGAGCAACAUGCUUUCAAAGGGAGACAAUGGGACGUUAAGGACGGGGACUUUCCUAACCUUAAAGUCUUGAAGCUAAUGGAUCUAGGAUUCUCAGAAUGGACUGCAUCUGAUGACUCAUAUCCCAACCUACAACAAGUACUGAUGCAAAGUUGUUGGAACCUAAAGGAAAUUCCUGAAAGUUUCGGGAGCAAGUGUACAAUGCAACUGAUUGAGGUAAGAUCAUGUCCCUCAAUUGAAAGUUCUGCCCUGAAAAUUAAGGAAAUGCAAAUUGAGGAGAUGGGAAAUUCGGAAUUCAAGGUCAAUAUUUGGAAGUGGAAAUCACAAAUCUUCAGCGAAAAAGUUGUUUAG